AUGUCAUUCAAUCAAGUGAGACCACGAACAUCACAGUUGGUGGAGCUCCAUGUUUUUUAUGUCCCAGAAGAAGUGUGGAACUUCAAGUUGAAUACAGUUCCUGUAGCUCUUACAAGCAAAUUCAUCUCAGCCGGAUUUAUAAGGGUGUCUCCUCACAUCACAUUAAGAGUGCUACGGGAGAAGCUUGGAGAGUACCUGGGUGGAGUUGCUGUUGCAGAUAAAUUCAAAUUUUUAAAAUGCAUUGGGAAAAAACUAGCAGUGGUGAAAGCAAAGCAAGAAACAGAACUGGAACUGAAGUCAUUUGCUCCUCCUUAUGCACUAUAUCCUGAAUUAUAUUUAUUACCUGGAGUGGAAUACUUUGAAGAUGUUUACCAAUUAUCAUCAUCAGCUCAACAAAGACGUCACUCUAAUGCAGAAACUAAUAGGUUUGGUCAUGGAUCAAGAUUAUCCAGUCUUCCCCAACAAAAACCUGAAAAAACCAAACAAUUUUUAGAAAGCAUACAAAGUGGCCAUCAGCUAGAAAAUCAGGAAGUGCACAGUCCUGUGGAAUGGGGUAAGAAAGAACCUGUUCCAGGUUUGUACACAAAACAUAAGCAAGACCAUAACAACAGGAUUCAAGAAAAACAGAUACAGUUGAGAGAAAAAGAUCCAAAUGGAUCCAGUGGAUCUCUCUUCACAUCAAGUCAUUCAAAUGCUGCAUGGAAUGACAAAGCCAAAGGAACUGCUUUUACCCUUCAUAUAAACCACAGUGAGGAACAAGGCCAGAAUAACCAGACACCCCCAAAUCACAUUCAAUGUCGAGAGGAACUAACAAACAUGGAAAAUAAUGACCGUCAAAAAGAUACCAAACUGCGAAGAGACAGAACACAGGAUGCUGGAAUUCUUAAAAUAACGGAAGAUCAAACCACAGAAUAUGUACACAAAAAGCAAAGCUUGCAGCAAUGCAGAACUAGCAAGUCUAUAGCUGAUCCUGGUGAAAAACUGGAUAAUCAGGCAGAUGAAAACAAGCAAAAUCAUUUUACUUGUCCGAAAGAAUAUAUUUCACCUCCUAGUCCACCUUUUCUGGCAAUUUCUGUAAAUCCAGCGCAAGUUCCUGCAAUGCAGGCAGCAAAAAACAAGAUGGUAGAACAAUUGCAACAAAUGAAGAAAGACAGAAAGCAUAUGGAAAAAACUAGAGAAGAACUGAUCAAAAAAGCUAAAGGGCUCCUGGAACAAAAUAAGCUGAGGAGAUACCACGUUCGUGAGGAAUGGAAAAAGAAGUACUUUGAAACUAAGAAAGCUACAGUUUCACUGGAGGAUGCUUUAAACAAACUGCGACAAGAUUUAGAGCUUUACCACCAGAAAUUACUCUUGCAAUUGGAAGCCAGAGAGAGCCAAAAACGACCAAACAAUAUGACAAACUCCAAGAAUUACACAAUCAUCCGGAUUACUACAGUGCAGCAUGAACUUGAUCAACUGAGGAGGAAGCUGGAUGAUACAAAAAUGAAACUCAUUAUAGAAAUUAAGAUGCGAAAGCAGGCAGCAUCUGAUUUACGCGCACUGAGAGCAGAACUGACACAGAAGAAGAUUCAAUCAGCUUUAAUUCUCCAGUCCAGAAAAUCAGGAAUUUAA
Molecule: messenger RNA, 1611 nt
Organism: Opisthocomus hoazin
Lineage: Eukaryota; Metazoa; Chordata; Aves; Opisthocomiformes; Opisthocomidae
Gene: SPATA1
Product: spermatogenesis associated 1
Source: RefSeq, a predicted model, not a curated record